Vigna unguiculata (cowpea) is the source of this 1071-nucleotide messenger RNA. RefSeq names its product NDR1/HIN1-like 2 (gene NHL2). Gene Ontology annotation, biological process: defense response to other organism. The record is from RefSeq and is a predicted model, not a curated record. NCBI's taxonomy places the organism in Eukaryota, Viridiplantae, Streptophyta, Magnoliopsida, Fabales, Fabaceae. Gene Ontology annotation, cellular component: plasma membrane; plasmodesma.
AACCCCACACCACUCACAGUUAGUUAUAAAUCCACACACCAGGAGCUACAAAUCUUCCACUCCAUCUCUUCAUCCUUUGCUUAUUCAUAUUCUUUUCCCACCGUUAUUGUUUUCGUCCCUCGCUCAUAACAUUCGACCAUGUCGCAGUUGAACGGAGCCUACUACGGCCCCGCUAUUCCGCCGCAGAAGUCCUACAACCGCCCAGGGCGCGGCGGCGGGCUUGGCUGCUGCUGCGGCUGCCUCUUCAGCUGCAUCUUCAGCCUCAUCUUCAAGGUGAUUUUCACGCUGAUCAUCAUCGUGGCCAUCGCCGUGUUCAUCUUCUGGCUCAUAGUCCGUCCCAACAUGGUGAAAUUCCACGUCACUGACGCCACCCUCACGGAGUUCAACUACUCCAACAACACCCUCCACUACGAUCUUGCCCUGAACAUCACAGUGCGCAACCCUAACAAGAGGCUGGGUAUCUACUACGACUUCAUCGAGGCGCGUGCAUUGUUCCACGACGCCAGGUUCAACUCCCAGUACCCCAAUCCCUUCUACCAGGGGCACAAGACCACGAACGUGCUGAACCCCGUCUUCAAGGGGAACCAAGUGAUGGCUUUGGACGCUGACCAGAGCGCCGAAUUGAGCAAGGAGAACUCCACCGGGUUGUAUGAGAUCGAUGUGAAGAUGUACCUGAGGGUGAGGUUCAAGUUGGGCGCUUUCAAGACCAAGACACUCAAGCCCAAAGUUAGCUGCGACUUGCGCGUGCCUUUCAAGGGAACCGCCACCGCCUUUCAAACCACCAAGUGCGACUGGGAUCGCUGAUCGAUUCGGGUUCUUACACCCACCCGACCCGACCCGACCUGUUUUUACGUCAUUUGUGGCUUUUUCAUAUAUUUUUUAUUUGUUAGUUUUGGACACAGUCGUACCUCUUGUACUUGAGUUCAGAGAUACUAUUAUUAUUAUACUGCAUGUAUACUUCAUUGUAUGUAUCUGUAUCCUCUACCUCCGUUCGGCCGAGGGGAUUUUUGGUUUAUUCUUUAUUCACACUUAUGUUAUAUGUUAAUAAAUAAAUUUCUAUUUUCUGUCGCU